GAUAAAAAUUCUUCGAGUGUCAUGGCCGCCAACAUGGCGCGAAGUAAGUAAUAUAAAGUAUAUUUGUUGUUUGGGAUUUUUUUAUCUUCUUGCUGUCUAAGCUUAUUCAAAACAUGUUUAUUUCUUUGCUGUAGAGUUGAAGCCAUCAUCAGUUGGUAGUCAAGACGACUGGAGUGUAAGAGAGAAGUUAAUUUUGGCCUCUUCUGUGCUGCGUAGCGGAGAUCAAAAUUGGUAUUUAUAUUCAUUUUGAAAAUGAUGUUAUGUUUCAUAUAUUUAUUGACGUGUCUUUCAUUGGACGAUUAAUUUUUAUUAUUUAACGUAAUACGUUAACAUCAUAAUUAUGAUAUUUUGACCUAAUGCAGUCAUCAUAUUUGAACUAUUUUUGCCUCAAACUCACUCAAAAGCCAAAGCCUAGGGAAGACUAUUAAGGAAGGCAUGUACUAAAAGGCGAAACGUCGAAAUGAAACCACCAAACGAAAUGGCUGAAACCAUCAAAACCACUGAAACAAAACCAGCGAAAUGAAACGGCCGAAACGAAACGACCGAAAUGAAACAAAACGGCCGAAACCACCAAGAAUAUAAAUUGCAGAAAUAUUUAUGGGAAUUGUUUUUAAAUUUUAAGGCAAUUAGGAAGGGGGGCAGGGGUGCGGGCAACCCAGAGAACUUUGACUACAUUAGCACAGAAUACUAACCUAUUCAGAAAGUCAUCUCUAUUGUGUUUUGCGUAAGCGCUAUUCAUCGAUCAUCGCCCGUCAGCAAUUGCCCUAAACAGAAGCAGUCAUCCCCUGACGUCAUCGCCUUUUUGGGUAUAUCUGGGGGCGGGUGAAUACUUCUGUUUAGGGUAAGGCCGGCGAGAGCCAACUACGGGCCCCGGGACAAAAUGACGAUUGGUGAACACAUGCCCCCUGUCCCUCUCGACUUAGCCUGUGUGCAGGCCCAAGGGAACUGAUAGUGGGCCUGCAACCAUCACCGCUAGCUGAGGCGAUCGGUAAUUAAUUAACCUAGCAUGCAGGCCCAAGGGAACAGUGACUCAUCACAAAGGCAUAGACAAAGGCUCUCGAUAAGCUUAAAAUUUGAAAAUUGAUCACUUUUUUCGAUUACAAAUGGAACAAGAACAGACUGUUUAUUGUUUACUUGAAGGAAGACAUGUUUUUGCCAUUAUAUUGCUUGUCGUGAGGUGUUGGAAUAGCAAAUUACGACUGGGGUAAACUAUAGUAACCUUUACUUGAGUUUCAUUAAUUUCAAACAGACUUCAGUUGAUACGUUAUGUGUUCUCACGUCCUCAAGAAAAUUAUCUUUUGGUUGAUGUUGAGAUGCAGUUGCAUGUAAGGACUGUAAACCUAUUCGAAACACUUUGCGAUUUACAAGGCUUCGCUGAGAGAGCGAAACAGAAGGCGGUAUUAAAUUGCCAUUUGAAACGAAACAAUCUGGACUCGGAACGCUCUCUUCUUUUGUAGAGUUCUUUACCAAAUGAAAUAAAUUUCGUACUUUCCGCCGCCAACAAGAAUUGCACACACGAUCUGAUAAGUGAGACAAUUUAUUUAUAACAAUGCCAAUGGCGACAGCGAAGCACACAUAAUAUAAAUCCUAAUGUGGUCGCACGACUUCCCUCAUGAUUUGAAGUUUGAGACUGGUUUUCUGUUGAAAUUCGUCCUAAUUUGCCUGUUCCGAUUUUAGUUGAAAAUGAGCACUUGCAAAUUUGGCAAUUACUGACUGCAUUGCUUGCUUUUUUGGAGUUAAAACGCAGCCAUUUACACAUUGUUUAUUAGUGUUCUGAAUAAGCAGAGAAAACCCCGCAACAUUUUAAUGCGAGUUUGUUUGUUAAUAUUUGGAUGCUGUCAUUGGUUCUUUUUUGACAAUUGACACGCGAAUGGGGCGUGUUAUGAAAAGGGGCGUUUUACAAAAUACCAGACGAUGGUUGCAGGCCCACUAUCAGUUCCCUUGGGCCUGCACGCAGGCUACUCUCGACUCUUCUACUGGCUAUUUUUAAUCGCAAUCAACGAGAGAAUUGCCAGCGAAUUACUUGCAAGAAAUCGCAGAAUAACUGAUAAAAAUGCAAUGUGAACGAUGUUCAGCUAACUGUUUUUGCUGAGAAAACGAUUGAAAAAUCAUUUAUUUCACAUUUGGUACGUUUUACAAUCGAUGACGACGAUCGGCGGAUAGUGUGCAAGUAGGCAUAUUUCAUUUAGGACAAACAUAAAGCGAUGAUAAACAAUACAAAUAUUUUACCGAGAUUUCCGGGCCCCUCUGAGCACUCUGGGCUCCGGGUAUUUUGCCCCCGCCUGCCUCCCUCGAUCCCGUCCUGUGUUCGCGGCAAUCAGCGUCAACAAUCGGCCCAAACUUGUGUGUGUGUCAUAAUUCAUUCCUUAUACAGUGUCUCUUUUGGAGCGGGUCUUGGUGCCCUUGCUCAUCUCCACUUUCUUAGGAAGUGUGAUUGUGGUACUAUAGGGGAGAGGUGUUGUUCUCGGCACUCGAGAACAGCUAGGUUAAAUGUAAAUACGUUACCAAGUCGUCGAUACCUAAUUUGUGAACGUGGCCAUGACUAAAUGCAAACUCUCGACCCACAGUCAUGGCUUCGACCAAACUUCCUCUUCAAGGGUACUACAAACCGCCAAGUCACUUAUCAGAUAUUUGCCAGUUACGAUCGAAGCGAGCUUGUUAAUUGUAUUUAAAAUUCACGUACGCAUAUUUGCGCAUGCGACAUUAUUGUCGAUUUCACAUUACUUUUCAAAGCGCCGUUCCCAAGUUUGUUGUCAACUUGCCAAUUACGUUUCCAAAUUCGGAAGUUGGGCGGGAACUUUGCAACAAAGUUCGCAAGUUCAUUUCAAAGUUCGAACUUUGAUUGUAAACAAAUGUUCAUAGUUGGAGUUGAAAUUACUGUAUAAAGCCCUAUGCACAUAUUACUGCAGUAAAAUAUUGGUCCAGUGAUCUCCCAAGAGGAAAAAUGCCCUUUUUUAAUAAAUUUAUAAAUGAAAUUUUUACAUUUGUUUACAAUCGAAGUUCGAACUUUCGAACCGAAUUUGGAAACGUAAUUGGCAAGUUGACAACAAACUUGGGAACCGCGCUUUGAAAAGUAAUAUGAAAUCGACAAUAACGGUAUCUAGGUUUACUGACGUAAUCUAAUGUUCAAUUUUUCUCUGAAGACGGCCCGAGUACACGGAAUACUUUUAAUUUGUACUCGAGUAAAAGUAGAAGUAAUUGACAAAAAAACGACUUGAGUAAGAGUAAAAAGUACUGGAGGCAAAACCUACUUAAGUAAAAAGUACAAAGCAUCCUUAAAAAAUACUUGAAGUACAAAGUAAAAGUACUAUUGUCUGUAGCGUGUAGGGAGGGGACUUCUCCAUUGAUGGAUUGAGAUACAAAAAAAAACACAAAACAGUACACGCAUUAUAAAUAUGCAAUAUUUUACGACAUGGUCUAUACUUUCCAGACCCCGUUGAAGAUAUAAAAGAAAUCCAUUGAUAGGGUUGGGUGAUAUUUCGAUAUUUUGAUUUAUCGCGAUAUUUUCAAUCACGAUUAUCGUAUCGAAGACAGAAACUUGAGCGACGAUAUAUCGAAAUUAUCGUUAUGCUCGAUGACUAUCGUGAUAUUGCUUCACAUGUGUAUAUAGCUGUUAUAAAAUCCUAAAAAAUUCUUUCAAUUCCCUAGAAGAUAUAGUUUUUAAAAGAAUUAAAACUAUUUCCUGAAUUAAAUACGAAUUGAAUACGAUACAAAAGCUAAUAUUUAUGUAUUUAUGAUCUGCUGAAAAAUGGAAUUGCAGGCUUUGCUUGCGCUGUGUGGCCACGGCAUUUGUGCCAGCAAAGUGCAGUAGAUACUGCAUAGACAGUUCAGGUUUAUGAACAGUAAAUAUUAAACAAAUCCUUCAUAUUUCUUUAAUUUGUUGUUUUACUUGUUUUUGGUAAGAUUAUAUAUAAGCUUACUAUGUUUGAUAUCAAUUAAAAUUGAAAAAUGUGGUCAUUGUUUUUAUUGCAUUUAUCGCGAUAUUAUCGAAUAUCGUGAUAAUUUCCUUGACAAUAAUCGUGAGAUAAUUUUUUUAAUAUCGCCCAAACCUAUCCAUUAAAUAAAUAAUACUUAUAUGUAGAGGCAGGGAUGCCGGAAUUGGGGGGGGGGGGCAGGAGGGGCAGCCACCCCCGUUGCCCUUUGCCAGGAGGGGCAAGGGGGGCAAAGGUGCCCUUUCAAUUUAAAGGAUUGCCUUGGCGAAAUAGCGAAUUGUCAGAAAUGUUAGUGCGAUUCUUUUACGAAUUUGCUUCAGAAAACGCAAGAAAUGCAGUCAUCGAGCUUCAAGAAUAGCACAAUCGCCUGCCGGAGAACCCCCUCACACCCUUAUCAUCCAAUCAAUAGAAAACAUGAUUAGUAGGGUUGGGCGAUAUUAAAAAAAUUAUCUCACGAUUAUUGUCAAGGAAAUUAUCACGAUAUUCGAUAAUAUCGCGAUAAAUGCAAUAAAAACAAUGACCACAUUUUUCAAUUUUAAUUAAUAUCAUUGCAUAGUAAGCUUAUAUAUAAUCUUACCAAAAACAAGUAAAACAACAAAUUAAAGAAAUAUGAAGGAUUUGUCUAAUAUUUACUGUUCAUAAACCUGAACUGUCUAUGCAGUAUCUACUGUGUCUCUGCUGGCACAAAUGCUGCAUUUUUCAGCAGAUCAUAAAUACAUAAAUAUUAUGUGAAGCAAUAUCACGAUAGUCAUCGAGCAUGACGAUAAUUUCGAUAUAUCGUCGCUCAAGUUUCUGUCUUCGAUACGAUAAUCGUGUUUGAAAAUAUCGCGAUAAAUCAAAAUAUCGAAAUAUCGCCCAACCCUAAUGAUUAGGCGAAGUUCAACUCCCGAUGUUUUGCAAACAUCUCUUAGUAUAUAUCAAUUCAAAAGUGCCCUUUCACGAAAAUCUGCCCCCUUGCCUUCACAUCGUUCCGGCGUCCCUGUGUAUAGAGGUCCUAUUACCUAUCCCAAAAUUAAAGUAAAUCACGUAAAAUUAAACAAAAGUUAGAAAGUAACGAAAUACUUCGCCACAAAAUGAAAAUAACGAAGUAAAACGUUACUUCUUAAAAUGACUUCGUUCCAAGUAAAAGUACUCCAGAAAAAGUUUACUUUGUUACAUGCUCACUUCUCAAAAAUAUUACUCAAGUACAGUAACGAAGUACAUUUAACAUCGAAUAAACUCGUUCCAAUUAAUUGUCGGACAAAUCGCUUCAAAAAUUCGUACAUAUCCCUUGUCUGUAACGAUUUAUAAUAAACAUUGAGUAACUAUAAAUUACAUACAUUUUUAUUUGUAAAUAAUGGUAAUAUCAUACUAGAAGUUCUAAACUCUUCCUAUAUUAUAGUAAAUAUGUUUUUGUAAAUAUACAUUAUUUUUCUAAUCAACCAACCAGCCCUUCAGGUAUCCGUUUGAAGUCCUGGCUAAUAAUAAUUUGGGUAUGGCCAAUACUGUUUUGCCCUACUGAGGCUCCGGCUAUUAAUUGAUGAGUUGAGUGGUGGGCAAAGGCUUGCAAGCUUUGUCUAUUUGUAUAUUGUCCGAGUGCAAGACUGGGCUAAAAAUUUCAGCUUGUCAUGACUGCAAGUACCGGCGAAUUACACACAGCCUCUGGCGAAUGGCUGUCAUAUGUCUUCUUAGCGCUGGCGAAAUUCGCCGUUCGCCAGCCUAAAACAAGAUGGGUGAACCAACCCUGUAAAUGAUAGAUGUAUUUCAACCUUUAUGGUUGCAAAGUCUAUAUUUUAUUAAUAAAUUCAAAUUCAAAUACUUGACACCACUGGAAUCAAAUUAAAUACGUGGUGUAACCACAAAUUGUUCCUUAUUUUUAGGUCACUAUUUAUAUUCCAAGCUAUAGAGUGAAUAUCGAUUUGCUAGCUUGGAAUGGACAGAAACCGUAGUUUGAGGCCUUUGCUAUAUAGCAAGACCUCAAACUUCCAAUGCACAACCCUCUACAUCAAAGCUAUAAUUAAAUCACUUCAGUAAAUAAAAUUGUCGGCAAGCAAAAGUGUAUUUAUCUUUUCUUAUAUUUUAAAAUUUAGGGUUUCAGUGAGCCGAACUGUCAAACCUAUUGCCGAGUCGGCAUUUGGUGUAAAACAACGCCCACUUGACUUCUUUUCCCAAAAGGUAAAACCAUAGGGCAAAUUUAUUUUACUAUUAUAGCGUAUGCUGUUCGAGUUUGCAUGCCAAUAUGGCAAUACAUAUGAGCAUGCUGAUGUUGUACAAAUCAGUUGUCAUAAUUUUGCUCCAGCCCACUGUCCACAGCCAUCUUAGAAUUUGAUCGCCACUUGCAAAAAAAGUUUCUGCCGCACAGUUAUCAUGUUGGUGUUCUUCCAACAGCUUCUAAAUGUUGUAUUGUAAACUGUAAUUGAUAGCAUCAAUUGGAAAAAUAUUGCAUAUACUGUAGCAAUCAUACACAAUAAGUCUAUAUUUCACAAUCUAUUGUCUUUAGAAAAUUGCCGGAAUUUAUCAAUGUCUAUACACCAUCCAAAGGCAAAGAGAUGUCCUGCUGCCUAGGGUGAGGUGGUUAAUCGAUAAACCAGAAAACCCGAUGUUUUUUUUAAACUCAUUGAACCGAUGUAGUUCUGGGACAAAAACAUGAAAAAAAUUCCGAAAAAAACUGUUUGAAACUCAGUACUAUUGAAACAGAAUAUGAGAAAAUAUUACACUUAAUAGUGGCUUACCGCUUACAUAUUAAGACACAAGUUAUAAAAAUCUAUUUUUUAGGGUUUUUCAGACAGUUUUCGAUUUUCGGUUUUUACUCUGAACCGCCUCACCCCACUGCUGCCUAAAUGUUAAGUUACAUUUCAAGAUCCUGGCAAAGACACUGCUCAAAAUAUUCUGGUUAAUUUUGAUACUUGAUCAUUGUAGAGUUGUGCUGCUCAAUAUUCAGAAAUGUUAGAGAAAGUAGCAACACCUAAGUAAGUCGAACAAUAUUUCAUCGUAAUUGUUAUCUUUUUCUUUACGACGAGUUUUGCCACAAAUCGUUCCUGCUUUUAAGAUUACGUACAUUCUAAAGUAGAAUGUGUAAAAAAAUGUACAAUUUAUUUCUUGUUAGACGAAAACGAACUAAUGAAACUGGUGGCACAGGUAAGAUGAAUUUCUAAUGUAGUAAUGUGAAUGUGUUUUGUAGACGCAACCUCGUACCCAGGCUAUUUUCUCUUAUGCUCGGUGCCACGGACCCUGGGUACGAGGAUGUUGCAGACGUAGCUUGUUUAGGCCAAAUAAAAAUAAUAGUGGGUUUCAGGUUUCCGACCGACCUGUCAAAAACAUGACCGACCAUAGCAUAAACAUUUUAUUGACAUUUCCCAGUAGUGAUCAUCUUUUCGUAAUUAGCAGAAUAUAUAAAUAGUUAUCAGACUCAUUUGUCUACAAAUUAUUUUGUUUGCUUAUAAUCUAAUCAUUAUCUAGUCAUGUUAAUCAUAGUUUUAUAAAACAGUUGAAUAAAAUAUUAAAAACGUACAUUAUUCUCAGUAUUCUGACAUGGAAACUACGGCUGAAAAAAUAUGAAAAUGCCUUGAUGCGUUUGUUUCUCGCGAAAUACAUGUAGCUUGCAUGUACUUUGUGGAACACAUGUGAAAACAAUAAAAACUAAGAGAUUAUAAUGAGUUUUAACUUAUAUUUAUUGCAUACUUUAGAUAAAAUUUUUUUUUUAAAUAAAAUGUUUUUCCGACCUACCUACCCAUAUAAAACAUGGCUGUGAAACCUGAAACCAACUAUUAUUUUUAUUUGGCCUUAUGUAGCAUUUGGAGGGUGUAGCAUUUGAGGGUGUCAUUUGAGGAUGCAUGUCAGGGCUUUUUAUCACUUAUGCAUGACUGGACAAUUAGUGUAGCACAGUACAGUAAAUUUCCUUGUUAAAGUACAGUAUAUUUGAACACACGACUGUAUAACAAGUAACAACCUCGACAUGUUUAUGUAUUUAAAGGCACAGUUCAGCCUUUUGAACGAUGGUUUUUAAGGCGCAUUUCAGCUCUUUUAAUUGAAAAAACUAACUAGGAAAAUCGAUUAAGCAUAAUUCAAGAUCACCAAACUCAAUGUUUUUAACAUUUUAAAACAUUUUUAUUGUUAAAAACAUCGAGUUUACUGAUUUUAAAUUAUACUUAAUUGAUUUUCCUAGUUAGUUUUUUCAAUUAAAAGGGCUGAAAUGCGCCUUAAAAACCAUCGUUCAAAAGGCUGAACUGUGCCUUUAAUUAAACAUGAUAUUUAACAAAAGCUUUCUGAGUAUUUUUUCGUGAGCUCACAAAUUAAUUAAUCAUUUCAAGAAAUUGACAUGCGCUAACAGUAGAAGUUAAUUGCUAUUCAAAAAGCAGAAAUCUAUUCGCUAUUCAAAAAGCAGAAAAUAUAGGGUGAAGCAGUUUUUAGGGUGGUGCUGGACUUGCUGGACUUCUCUAGGGGGAUGCUAGACACGACUACGUGUCGACCCAUCUAGAUCCAUCCCAGGAGGGUGUAGCCCUGUUGGAGAAAGUUCGCACUAUACUCUGCUAGGAAUGUUCGGUAUGAGAAAUUUCCGGUAUCGGUAUACCGAAAAAAUUAUACCGAUAUUAUCGGUAUACCGAUUUUCCUUUGAUAAUUAUAAAGGAAAAUUCUUUGAUGGAAAUUUUGAGUAAUUCUAAAAGGGGAAACGAUAAUUUCGAAGCUGUUUCGAACAUGUUUCGAACGACACGCUGAAAAAAAAUCACACUGAAGUGGAAAUUCUAAAUCAUUGCAGUAGAAAGUUCUUUGAAUUGCCAUUCAGUAGUAAAAUAAAGGUUAUGGUUCACCAUAUAGUUGGUAAAUUUAACACGGUAUACCGAAAAUUUCCGGUAUAUCGGGAAUUUCGGUAUAUCGGUAUGGUUGAAUAUCCGGUAUCGAUAUACCGAUAUUGAUUUAAUACCGAUAUUUUCGGUAUAUCGGUAUACCGAACAGUCCUACACUCUGCAUGCAAGCUCUCGAAUGAACUUGCACUUGCAAGUGGAAAGCAGAAUGAACUGGGCCCCUGACUCAAUACAGGGUAAGCAAUGAAUACACCAGUGAGUGUUGGAAUAAAAAACAACUAAAAGGUGGGUGAGGAAUAAACUUGUAGAUGACUAAAAGGGUUGCAAAAAACGAAGCCCAUUAAUCCUGCAUAAUGGGUGAUUCCGGCUGUAGACUAAAUUUUGAUCUAGGCAAGAAGGACGAAAUUUGACACCAUAGUUAGAAAGAGCAUCUUAGAAUGAGUAAAACUGCAAAGAUUGGUUGCUAAAUGUUGUAAAAUGAAGAAAAUAUAGCCCUGUGAAGUUCGCAAAUUUUGUAUAUAUUUGUAUUACGCGGGGUAAAAAUAACCACUUUUGGCUCAAAAAUGGUUAUUUUUCGCAAGCGUAGUGUAAAUAUAUACAAAAUUUGCGAACUUCAUAGGGCUAUAUUUUGCUCAUUUUACAACAUUUCGCAACCAAACUUUGCAAUUUUACUCAUUUUACGAUGCUCUUUCCAGCUAGUUCUUCUUGUCUAGAUCAAAAUUUCGCCCAUAGCUGAAAUCCACCAUUGAAUAUAAGUUUCAAGUAGACACCCACAACCUUAUUUCAGAUCCACCCGAUUUCCUAGAGAUGCCUGCAGGGGAGGCUAACCCUUAUCCUUCAUCUUCAACUAUUUUUACUGCAUAAAUCAUAUACAGUCAAAUUCCCCCAAACCCCUGACAUUUUCUGCCCCCAAGGAAAUUAUAGUUACUAUACACACCCCUGGGUUUUAUACACACCCCUGGUUAUUUUUUAUCCAAAUCUAGAAACUCCAGGAGAGCAAAUUGCAAGAACACUAACUUUUGAGAGAGUUGAUGAACUGAAAAGAAAUAUCAAGACAGAUCAAUUGAAGUAUAGGUGUGACUAUGAAAUUUGAUAUGUUACAACAAGCUCGUGAUGUUGAGAUAUUCACCUUCAUUCUGUUUUUCCAGAAAAUUAAAGUCUGAGAUUGAGAUGAUCUUAAGUGGAAAAUGUGAUGAUCGCUUACCUAUGAUCUUAGAAAAUUUACAGAAGUACAUACUUGACUUUGUUACAAUUGUUUUUAUGUUCUUUCAAUAUUUGAUGAAAAUCUAUCUGUGUUAACCCAAUUUUUAAUUUCUAAGUAUUGUUUCUCUUUUCAGUAGACCCAAGCCACAGAUGGAGCCACCCACAGGUUAUAGCCCUGGCCAACAAAGAGAAACAAUGAAACCCCCACAAUAUCCUGUUCAACCAUCAUCGUCACCUUCAGGUACUGUAUGUUCAAUACUUGUCUUGCAAGCCGCAGAGGUGGAAAUGGGGGUCUGUGGCAGCUGCGAGAGGCUGACUCCUGUACCCAAUAAGUGUAGUUGAGACGCAAUGUGUUAAAGCAGAAACUAUAAACUGGUUAAAGAUGACGAAUACGUUGUUUUUCUUGUGUUGUGAAAUGAAUUCCAGCCAUUUUUCUUGAUUGUCAGGUUUCCAACUGAAAACUAAUUUGCACAUGUCACGAAUUUAACUCAAACAAGUUAUUGAGUUUUUGGGGCCGUUUAACGGUCCUAAAAAAUCUCUGAAAAAAACCCUGUCACGAUGAGAUACAUUUCACUACACUUUACUUUACUUUACUUUACUUUACUUUACAACUACAAAAGCCUCUGCGGAGGAGAGAGACUAUCAAUGAAAAGAAUAAAUACUCUCUAUAACCAUAUUAGAGAUCGGCUAGAAUGACUAGGAGGAAAUAAGGAUGGGCCAUGAAAUUGUUUUCAUCAGUUUGGGUGGGCCAUCAAUUUGUUUUUUGAGCAAAUGGAUCGGCCAUGAAACACAUAUAGCCUGUUUGCACUCAAGACAUACUACAACUACUACACAAGUUAUGAGAAAGUGACUCAGUGCAUGGUUUGAUGAAAGCAUGGAUAAUAAAAUACAUGGAUAGGAAACUAGCUGACGUGACCUAAUGUUUUCAAUGGGAUGAUGGCGUUGAAACCUAGUUGCAAACCAAAUUCUCAAAAACGGCAUGUUUGGCGAUAAUACAGCUAAACAUUUUAGUCAAAGAGCAAAUAAAUAUAACUAAGCCAUUCUACGAUGAAAUCUCUAAGUAUUCCCAGUCAAUUUUAGCAAAUAUUUCAAGCACUAAACAGUGCAAAAAUGCAUCGCAAAUUUCGUAAAAAUUGGCGACGCCAAUUUCGUAGCUACAAAUGUUAAAAAAUACAAAACAAAGACGAAAAACAUUUACCUUGAAUACUUUGUCGUGGCUUAGGCAUGUUUUUAAAACAAUUAGACCAGUUUAUGCUUCAAUAUUACUCUUUCAAAGCGGAAAAUAUAGCGAAACAACAAAAAUGCUGAGAACUUUGGCAAUACAUGUGACGUCACAGAUUGCAACUAGGUUUAGACUGUGACGUCAGCUAGUUUCCUAUCCAGUUAUUUUACAGUCCAUGAUCAAAGUGACUGCUAUACUGUACAUAUUCAUGUAUAGCAGGAUGGGUCGUGAAAUUUUUCCAAUGACCUACGAUGGGCUUUGAAAUUUUUUCCUUCCAGCCCACCCUAGCAGUUACUUUAUGACCGGUCCCUUACCAUGUAAUGAAGAUGUUGUUUUCAAAAGAAAACGUUUGUUUUUCACUACAGUCAGUGGUGUACAGCAACCAUUAAAAAGUCCAGUAUCUCCAUCGCCUCAAAAGAUGAAAAAUCUUCGAGUCCCAAAACCUACAGAAAGGUUAGAAAAUCAUUUAAUAAUCCUUCGGUUUUAUACAACCAUGUCCUGAGGUAUAUAUUUGUGUUUACAGAUUUCAGAAAUACCAACAGCAACAACAAGCUCGACAUGGCCACAGCUCAUCUCAAAGCCAACAGCAACAACAACAGCAGCAGCAACAACAACAACAGCAACAACAACAACAGCAACAACAACAAUAUAAACAACAACUGAAUAUAUUAGAGCAACUUCAAAAACAACAACAACUGCAACAGUUACAACAACAACAACAACAACAACAACAACAACAACAACAACAACAACAACAACAACAACAACAACAACAAAUACAUCAACAACAAUUUCAGCAACAACAACAACAACUUCAACAACAUAUCGAGCCACAUAACACCCUCCUACCAGCAGAGACCCCUUCAUUACAGGACCACACUCCUGUCCCACCGCAGUUUUUUCGUUCCAAUGGCCAACAGGAAAGGAUACUUCAUCAACAACAGGUAAAUUUCUUAAUGUGUCCGCAGGACGAUACGUCUACUUUUUUUACGUAGACACGAUGUUGCAUAGCCAUGUACAUAAUUUGUAUCGAUAUCGAUAUUAUCUUUAAUUUAUUUUUUAUUGACGGCGAUAUGGAUGUCAGUACAUCACUACCACCUUCAAACAGAAACAGUAGCAUGUACUGUAAAGCCUGAAAUCCAAGCUUUUCCAAAGUUUGUUCAUAUUUUUCUAGCAGCAGCUCAUAACAUCAGCAGUUCAAGCAAGCUUCCCCAACAUUCCAGACAAAAGUCACCUCGCACAACUAGUACAAACUGGGCAUAAUACAGUCAAGAAAGAUCUAACUGCUAUGGAUGUAGACGUUUCCUUUGAUAAACAAGUGAGAAAUAGUAUAUCUAUGUUUAUUAUAUACACAAGGUCUGGAUAUGAGGUAUUCUGCAAUCUGAUUGGUUCUCUACUAGCAGGAUAUUAGCUCAUAUCCUGCUAGUAGAGAAAAACAAAAUGGCGGCCAAACUGAAUUUACGAUGUUUUGCAAACGCGAGAAAACGGCAAGUUGUCGCUUUUUAUAGCCUUCACAGGAUUAAAAACACAAUGAAAAAACUCCCACAAAUUGUGUUCAGGUUACUAGCAAAUACAUUUUUAAAAUUUAAAAUGGUUAAAAAUAUAUAUUUUUGAAAAAAAUAAUCGGCCGAAAGAGCGAAGAUAAAAACAUAAACAAAAUAGAAAAAUAUUGAAAAUAUCCGAAAAGCAAAGUCUGUGAAUUGACAGACAUUGUGUACAUAAUAAAACAGUUAUUCCACUCGCUCUCGUCGAAUAUGAGCGAUAGCCGAUUCGGCGCUAGGCGCCUCAUCGGCUAAUAGGGAGCUUAAGCAUGUAGGAUGGCAACAAGACGACGACGGCAACCAAUACAAGGAGUCAAUGAAAAAUGAAUAAAUAAUUAAAGUCCCAGGGGAGUUUCAGGCGUAGUCGUCGCUCUGUUUAGAACGGCAAAUCACAGAUUUUCACGUCUUUUAUACAACACCUGCAUUUCAAGGCGUAACAAGUGCAACUUAAAAUUCGGUCAGUAGAACUCUUCCCAAACAUAAAGCAUGUGUUUUCAGCUUCUUAUACUGUAUUAAAUUCAUACGAAUUAUAAUAUGCGACAAGUUUUCUUUACUAUCAUUUAUUUGAAGGAAUUUGUUUUGGCCGUCGUCGUCGCGUUGCCGUCCUACAUGCUUAAGCUCCUUAUUAGCUCAUAUUCGACUCGAGUUCGUAGAAUAACUGUUAAUUAUCUAUCAAAUAGUGUGGGGAAUAUAGCCUGGUUUACACCAUCAAAGUUUCUGUGAUCACAGUAGGAGAGAACUGACUCAGUGUUCAACACUAAGUCAGUUUCCUCGAACAUUUCUUACAAAUCCUUCAAAAUUUAGAAUUUACCUGAAUGUAAAAUUCCUACUGUGAUCACAGAAACUUUGAUAGUGUAAACCAAGCUUAUGUUUAGGUCCCCUAAUCUUUUCAAUUAAAGUCUUCAUAAAGCUCACCUCCAAAGAAGGAAUCGGAAAAGGAAAUUUACAUAUUGAAAUUUACAUAUUCAGUCUUCAAUAUUUGAGUUAGUCAUGACAAUAAUUUUUUUGUUUACCCAACCCUUUUCUCUUCGGUGCCACCCCCGGCCAUAAACAAUGACCGGGGAUCGGUCAUUAGUUAUGGGGUGACACCAAAGAGAAAUGUUUUUGCUGACCCAACCAUUAAAUUCGAUUUCCCAACCUCAAAUAUCAAUUAAAAAAUAAAUACCCACCCGCCACCCCUGGCCAAAAACUUUACAAAGUACAAACGGAUACCAUUCAGUUGUCACAUAUGUCCUUUACCACUUCUGUGACAUGAGUUUGAUAACGGCUUGUGAAAUUUUCUGCAGUCUAAAGUUUCAUGUUGUCUGCACAUGUAUUUUCUUUGGAGACACCAUUUGUCUCCCAACAUAUCGGAAAAUGAUCAAGAUAGUGACUCUGAUUGAUUCACAUAUUGUAUUGACAUAUGACUGUUGACAGUGCUUUUUGGUCUCCAAUAUUUCAGUGAGUCAUGCUUUGGAAAUGACAAUACAUUUUUAUUGCCCAACUUUUUACUCGCUCAAAAUUUCGUUUACCCAACCCUUUUCUCUUCGAUGCCACCCCCGGUCAUAAACAAUGACCAGUCCCUAAUGCUAGACUCACAUUGGAACCUCUGAUAUCGUGACGAAGACGAAGCAUCUACAUGUAGUUAAACAGUGCCGUCAGCAUUGUGUUUCUCUCGUUUAGACAAAACAUAAAGUGAGUCCAAAUGUAAAGGAAGCUCCCCAUGAAACCAUCAUUGAUAACGGUAUCCUGGGCCCAGCCCCCUUGAGCGGCGCAACGUCAUCAGGAUUGUUAUCUACGUUAUUAACUGCUCCUGUGAAAGAAAUCAAACAUGUUGCAGAAACGAUCAACCAGGUAUAUAUUAUACGUUAUUAACUGCCGGGUAUUAACUGCACCUGUGAAUUAAAUCCUGAGUAUCAGGUGCAGAUGAGUAGGUUUCACUAAGCACACCAUACAGCAGAGACGAUCGACCAGGUAUAUAUUCUACGCCAUUAACUGCCGGGUAUUAACUGCACCUGUGAAUUAAAUCCCGAGUAUCAGGUGCAGAUGAGUAGGUUUCACUAAGCACACCAUACAGCAGAUGCUGGUCAUUGGCAGGGGUAGAAAAAAUAUUUUACUUUCUGGGACCGCAAGAGAACAUUGAAAAUUUUCGGCAAGAGGACACUACUAGGGGACACUAUCAGGGGAAUCUAUGGUUCCUCAGAAAAUUUUGAAAAUCAGGUGUCUCAGAUUGGCUAAAAAUGCAUUUGCCAUACAACAUUUGUUACAGUGCAUCAUUCUAUAGUCUAAUACGUUUAUACACUAUCGCACUAUUAAGAUGGAUGCACUUAUAAUUGCACUAUGAGUGCAUCCAUCUGAGGUCUUGGUGUGAAUUUUCCUCUGAAUUUCUCGUAUUAUCUAAAUUAUUACAAUUUUUUUCCUUUUUGGGGAAAUAUUUUCUGGGAACUGAAACAAUUUUGUGGGACCAAUGCUCCCGUGGUCCGAAACUUUUUUCCACCCCUGGUCAUUGGUCAAAGUGUGGAAAUAAUGUUCAUUCAUUUCAUCUUAUAAGAUAAACAAGUUUUGUAUUUAGCGACAAAAAAUAAAAUUGAGAGGUGCAGUUGCUCGCUCCUGUCAAAUAGUUGACCUCCAUCUGCUUAUUUGAAACGAUCUCAAAGUGAAACUGAAUUGAGGUACCCAAGUCAUUGCCCAAACUUCGACAUUUAGCUCAUUCGAAAUUUGGGAAUAUUCCCAAUAAUCAACCCUUCUUUAUGAUUUAAAACAUUCUAAUAAAAAAAUUGUGCAAUAUUUACAACUAUAUCAUUAUUGUCAUCAAAUUAUAUAUCAUUCCUUAUCUUUGCAUUUCAUCCUUUAUAGUUUACAUUAACUAUUGAAUGAAUCAGUGAGUUAUUGCUUGCAUUAUUAAGUGUUCAGAGCUUUUUGUGGCCGUUACUGAUUGAACGGCCCCAAAAACUCAAUCUUGAAGUGAGUUUCGAAACUCAAUUAUCUCAUCAAAAGUUGUAGUGCAGUAAAGAUGAAGUUGUUUGAGUUAAAAUUAUAACGUUGAAAUAAUUUUUCCUGUCAGGAAAGGUAUACCGCCUUCAAUUCGUUAAACAAGUUCAAAGUAAUUUUCAGCUGUUCUAAUGCCAUGUAAAGGCUGAAUUGUAAAACUUCCGGGGCCCCGCCAAAACCCCCUGAGUGGUGCGUUCAUCUAAGCUCGUCUAAAUUCUCCAUUGUAGGGGUCCUUUCCAGAUCAAGAGAGAAACGACACAACACCACAGAAAAUCUCAGAGACUUCGCUUCCUUUUUUAGGUAGGUCUUAUACAAGAUUGUUUGUUUCAAGCUUGUGAACAACUUGUGAGAACAACCUUGUGAACACUACAUAGUGCAUGUGAAGCAGUGAGAUUUACAUGCAGUAGAACCCCCCGCUAACUCAAACUCCCAAGGAAGGUGAAAAAUUCAGGGAUUCGAGUUAACGGUCAGUGUUGGAUUUCGUUUAUUAUGGUAAUAAUUAAUAAGGUAUAGUCGUUUUAUUAUUCAUCACAAUUGUGAGCCAUAACGGCGCACUCUAAAGAACUUACACAGUUUGUACAGUAUUACUGUUACCUAAGUUCAACACAGUACCUAUAUACCAGCAGUACCUAUAAACUACAAUCUUGGACAAAACCCUUGAGACCAUUCCAGCCAAUAUUACAAAGUUAUUGAACAUUGAUUGACAAAACAAACUUUGUCUCCCCCUCCCCCCAAGUUCAAUGUUGUAAACAACGCCGAAACAACUUUUGGUAAUAUACCACGACACAAGCUCGACAUUGACUUGGGGGAGCGGGGGCUUAAGAAGGGCAACGUGAUUCAACAUGGACUUUAUCAUAAAAAUAUGCGAAUUUUGUAUAGGAUAAAAAUAGUCUCAACCAGUUGUCCAAAAUUGUAGGUCAGUAAUGAUCGACGCAACAUGUUGAACCUUUUAUCUCUUAUGGACUUGUAUUAGGUUUGCAUAUAUUAUGUACCGAUUAAAUAGUAGUCUGAAUAGAACCCCAAACUUCCGACUUGUCAAUGUGCUAUGUUCUGACAUUUUGAGAUUUGUCGAUCCACGAGUUAGCCGGGUAAAUUUCAGCAAGGGAAAUUGACAUUUGUUCGAGUUAGCGAGGAGUUGAAGUAAAGCGAGUGAGGGAUGGAUCCAGCACGAUCUGGUAGUGGUGCGCUCUGCUAGCUCUGGUGCCGAGUUGUGUCGGUCAUGUGUGCCGCCCGGUCAUCAGCUUGCUUGACUACUGCCAAGUCUUGCUUGACUACUGUAUUCGCUUAUCAUCAUGUUAUUACUCGAAUUACUGUAUCUCAUUUUUUUGCUUUAUCAUGAAAAAUAGCACCCCCCCCCGCAACCUUCCACCCCCCCCCCAGUAAAUCCAUCCCUUAAGGGAGUUCGAGUUAGUGGGGCUCUACUGUAUAAUUUAUAUACUCUAUAUAUACAGAGUGAGCGGCUGUGCAUACAUUUGAUAAGCGUGCCACUAUAUUGAACCAAGAUCAUUCACAUGUCUUGCAGAUGGAAGUAAUCUUGGUAGCGAUAUUCACAAGUCCAGGAUAACUGUACCAUCAGCGACUGAGGUCGCGCCAACCUUGUCCAAACUUCUUACGACAACAACUUCAAUAAAUGGUAAACUUCAAAAGUCUCCUGAAACACCCCAGGUAUGCACUUUCUAAAUCGUUGAUGCUCUUGGGAAGGGGGCUGGCAGAUAAAAACAUCAUGCAAAGAGUGGAAUUUGAAAAAAAAUCAUGCAAGCAUGUGGGGAAAGAAGAAAUUCCUGAAACUACAUGGAAUAUACAAAAAUAUAGAAAAAAAGUCCCGACAGCUUCUACACUUUAAAAAAAGUUCGAUAAAGCAACGACCUUAAAAAAUAAUUUUUAAGGUCUUUGCCUUAUCGUUACUCGCUUGACAAUCAUAUUACACUGAAAAAAAUUAAAAGAUACGAUUGAAGGAAUGGACAGCAGGACUGCAUGACAUCUCAUAUUAAGUCCAUCCAUUUAACACUAAGAAUAUAACAUAAUAAGUACACGAUACACUACAUGAUUCAAAGACGUCACAAAGUCGCGUCAUGACUCUAUUGAAGUAGGAGGAUCUGAAGAAUGUGGUUUUACAAAGGUUGUGUCUAAGUUGAAGACCUAAAACGAGUUGAGCGCGGGAAGAAGGUUACUUGUGUAUUGUAUUUUAGUAUUUUUGCACAAGUGAACAUAACAAAUCCUACAAGUUGAUUGGUCAAAUUUGACGUAUUAAGCUGUUAUAUUCACAAGUGAAUAUAAGCUGUUAUAUUCGCAAGUGAAUAUAACAAAACCGAAAUUUCCAAAAUGGUGGCUAGCCGUUGUGUGGCCAUUAUACUGAUAAAGAAAUAAGCGAAAUUAAAAUAAAUUCAGUCCCAAAAACACAAAAAUACUAAAACAAUUAUUCGCCUCAGGCUCGGUGAUUAUCGGGGAAUAUUCACCUCGACUUCGUCUCGGCGAAUAUUCUCCGAUAAUCACCUCGCCUUCGGCGAAUAAUUGUUAAGUAUUGGUCGGUAUCGAUUUCGUAUAUAGGCUCCGGAUUUGCAUUUGUAGUAGAAAGUAAGAUCUUUGAGUUCAAACCAGUAUGAAAUAGGAAGUGGGUUUAGAGAUUUCAAUCGGAAAGAGUAUGAGGAAUUGUAGUCUUGGGUGCCGUCCCUCGAGAGUUCACCACUUAUUGCUGUAUUAUUUUAUAGGUUUUGCUGCAAGUGAAAUUUCGCUGCAUUUCGUUACAAGUUGCAUGAAAAAUAUAUUCGUGUAACCAUGUUCUUGUGCUACCGCCAUUUUAGGUCAAGAGAACUCCUGCACAGAAAACUCCUGUAGACCAAUCAUGGUCUGCACAAAACAAUUCUCUCGGUAACCAAGAAUAUAAAUUUACUACAUGAUUUAUAACUUGCGCAACACUAGGUUACCGUGCAUUUCUUCAAUUGAUAUUUUUUACUUGUGUCAAAUACUUUUACAGAAUCAGUAGCAAGAAGCCGAAAGCCUUCGGAGGUUAGCAAUGUAACAAUUUUAAUUUUUGCCAAUGAACCAUUUGCAUUAUAAACUAAAUUUUGAUCUAGACAAAAAUUUCAUCACAGCUUGAAAGAGCAUCACAAAAUUAGUAAUAUUCCAAAGUUUCGUUGCGAAGUGUUGUAAAAUGCGGAUAAUAUAGCCUUGCGAAAUUUGCAAUUUUCAGUCAUUUUGUAUUACGCACGGGAAAUUUACAGCCCAAUCGGGUGUUGGGGCAUCAAUUUCUCGUUUGUAAUACAAAAUGACUGAAAAUUGCAAAUUUCGCAAGGCUAUAUUAUCCGCAUUUUACAACAUUUCGCAACGAAACUUUGGAAUAUUAAUAAUUUUGUGAUGCUCUUUCAAGCUGUGAUGAAAUUUUUGUCUAGACCAAAAUUUAGUCUAUAAUGCAAAUGGUCCACUCACUCGCUUUCUAAUAAAAAGGAUGAUAACCCACGUGAUUUGCUGUGAAGUGUACACACAUAAAAAUCUCACAUCUUGUAACAAGUCUGCCAACAAGCCGUCAACGAGUUGUGUUCGCACUGCUUGUCCCAAGUUGUCAACAAGUUUGGAACAAGCUGUUAGCAACAGUAACAACCUUGUUGAUAUUAUCAGACUUGUUUCAAGGUUGUUCCAACAAGUCUCAUACAGUCAUGAUAUAACACUGUUGUUACAAUCUUGUGUGAUCAACCUUGUAACGUUCUUGUUAUAUCAUGAUUGUAUCAGACUUGUUAGAACAACCUUGUUACAAGUCUGAUAAUGAUGUUUGUGAUGUUACUCUGAGUGUAUUAUAUCCACACCGGGCAAGCUUGAAAAAUAUGCCUGUCCACGGUGGGAAUCGAACUUUGCAAUACUAGCCCAAUGCUAGCCCUACGCGGUCAGAUCGGUUCGAGUAUGUGAUAUUUCAGAACUGAAUCUAGUUCCUUCGAUAUCAGUGCAAUCUCAUGAUUGUUUUCUGUGUUGUACACAACACCAACACAGAAAAAAAGUCUGAUACUGCCAUCACGCUUAUUACAAGUUGUUAACAGCUUGUUCCAAACUUGUUAGAACAACUGGGAACAAGCAGUGCGAACACAACUUGUCGACACUUGUGAACAGAUUUGUAACAACUUGUGCGUUUUUACGUGUGUACUUUGCGUGUUCUCUAUCUUUUAUUAUCAAAUUGAAAUAUUGUUGUUGUUUUUUUUCAGGAGGAAACAUUAUCAGACGCACUAUCAGACAGUAAGGUGAGAGUCGAUCACUCGCUCGAAUGCCUUCAUUAAAAUAUUUGUUGUAAAAAAUGUUUGUUGUAUACACACACAAAAAUCUCACAUCUUGUAGCAAGUCUGCCAACAAGCCGUCAACAAGUUGUGUUCGCAUUGCUUGUCCCAAGUUGUUAACAAGUUUGGAACAAGCUGUGAACAACUUGUAACAACCUUGAUGAUAUUAUCAGACUUGUUGCAAGGUUGUUCCAACAAGUCUGUAACAGUCAUGAUAUAACAAUAUUGUUGCAACCUUGUGUCGCCAACCUUGUAACAUUCUUGUUAUCAUGACUGUAUCAGACUGUUAGAGCAACCUUGUGACAAGUUUGAUAAUUCCAUCAAGCUUGUUACAAGUUCUUGACAGCUUGUUCCAAACUUGUUACAACAACUAGGAACAAGCAGUGCGACAGCUGGUGAACAUAUUUGUAACAACUUGUUGGCAUAGGAUAUGCGUAUAGUGGUCAUAUACACACGUAAAAAUCUAACAACUUGUCAACAAGAUGUGUUCGCAACAGGCUUGUAGCAAGCUUGUCAACAAAUUGUAACAAUGCUGUAGGCUUUAACCGGUUUUUCGGGUUUUUUCGGUUUUAUUUUCAAACCGGUUUUUUUCGGUUUAGCUUUUAAAAAACCGGAAAACCGUCAUUACGUAAUUGUUUGCUGUCAUCGCCCGAAACUCGAUCUUAAUUCUCAAAACAUGACACUAAUUAAACUCAAUUACAUGACACUAGAUACAAAUUCUAUUCUUUUUCCGUAAAAUCGGUAAGAACUAAAGAGGUAUAAGUUUUCAAAUGCGUUCUUGACCCUUUUAUUUUCAAACUGAAGUCGUUUUAGAUUACCUUUGCACAAUUUUGCGUUUUGUCGUGUACUGUUCGUUUGCUUAUGUCAAAAAAAUACCACAAUUCUUGCUCAUUCAGUUGAAGUAAAAAUUAAAGGGAAAAAACCGGUUUUCCGGUUUUACCGGUUUAGAAGCAGACGGUUUUUCGGUUUUAAUUUUAAGCAAAACCGCCCAAGCCUUGAAUGCUGUUAUUUUAUCAAGUUGCUACAAGGUUGUCACUCACAGCUUGUUGACAAAUUGUUGAAUUGCAGGACGAUAACAAGUUGUUGGAACAACUUGUGACAGGUCUGUUGAGCUCAACAACCUUGUAGCAAGUUGCCAACAAGCCGUUGACAACUUGUCAACAAGCUGGGAACAAGCAGUGCGAACAAUUGUUUCCGUCAAAUAUGUCGUACACACGUAAAAACGCACAAGUUGUUCCAGGUUUGCAAACAAGUUGUUACAAAUCUUUUCAGAGGCUGUCGACAAAUUGUGUUCGCACUGCUUGUUCCCAGUUGUUGUAACUAGUUUGGAACAAGCUGUUAACAACUUGUAACAAGCUUGAUGGCAUUAUCAGACCUGUUACAAGGUUAUUCCAACAAGACUGAUACAGUCAUGAUGAAACAAGAAUGUUACAAGGUUGACGACACAGGUUGUAACAAUACUGUUAUAUCAUGACUGUUACAGACUCGUUGGAACAACCUUGCAACAAGUCUGAUAAUAUGAACAAGGUUGUUACAAGUUGUUAACAGCUUGCUUCAAACUUGUUGACAACUUGGGGCAGGCAGUGAGAACGCAACUGUUGACGGCUUGUUGGCAGACUUGCUACAAGAUGUGAGAGUUUUACUCGUGUAGUCUUGUGUUGGUUGCCAAUAAUUGGAAAUGAAGCAUUCAGUCUCAUUGUCUUACUACGUCUUGUUUAUGAGAUUGACCAUCAUCUGUUAAUGAAGUAUCCGUUACAUUUAGGAACCAGCUGCUAAGGAGCAUUUUCAAGAGUUUGUGGAUCGCCCUGCCAUACCGCCCAAAGUACUGGUAGCUAGUGAUGAAGUGAAAUCAAAGCCUGAAAAAAGACGACCUGGUAGGGUUUCAUUUCCUCUGUUAGUUUUAAAGCCCCUUUACAAAACAUUUAGCGAGGAUCUAGUGGUGUAAUGGAUCAGUGGUGGCGCAAGAGUUUUUAGGGGAGUGCUGGGCGAACAGCUAAGCACACCAAACCCAGCACUAGCCAGCAGCGUAUUCUUAAGGCCCAUUUACACGAUACGAUUAGUUGUAUACGAUUGUCAUUCUGACGAAUGAAAACGAGUGCUAAUGCCACGUUAUUGCUCAUUCGCUAAUGGCGAAAUUUGAAAUGUGACGUUUGUACGCGUGUUUAUUCGAUCACAUACGCCAGAGUAAGAAUCGUAUACAACUAAUCGUACCGUGUAAAUGGGCCUUUAUGAAACUGCACCUAGUAGUUUCUUGGUUACAAUUUACAGAUAUGUUGAAUAAAUUUUUUCUUUCUAAUUUUAUUUUCAUUAUCAAAUACUUAUAAUGUUAGACGUUUGCAGCAAAAUCAAAGUGUCAAACUAAAUUCAUUAUUGAUAUUGGACUUAUCAGUAUUUUGAACUCGUGCUGUGAUGCCCCAUUGAAUUCCAAAUUUUAAGUUAGUAUAAUACUGAUAACAAACUUUGAAUACUCAAACAUUUAAAAGUAAGAUAAUUUUAUUUUUUGUACCCCCCCCUUGCACCCAUGUUGACCAAGGCCCUCUUGCACCCAUGUUGAUCAAGGCCAACAAAUUCACCACUGUAGUGGACUAGAACACAGGCUAUAGUGAUUGGAAUGUUUUACUGUCUUUUCAUUGUUUUGAUGUCACUCGUUGUUUGGAUAUAUUUGUGGCGUUAUGCAUCUGGCCUAUAUUCCUUUCUUUUCUAUUUUGUUUCUUUUUUGCAAAGUCUAUUUCUUUUUAUAAUUUCUUUUCAGGUCGCCCAAGAACUAGAAAACCCCCAAAGGUUUGUUAUUUCUAUUUUUACAAUAAAGCUACAUGUAUUAUGCAUUUUUUGUCUGGAACGUACUUUACCUUAUUACCAUAGAUUAGGAAAUGAAUAGUUGGCUCACUCCUUUGAUGUUUUUAACGCUGCCGGCACCCACGCAUGUUCUUGCCAGAGUAAUGGCGGCCUAGCAAGUAACUGAAGUAAAAUGCAUUGUGAAAUUGACAUCGGUGUUACUAAAUCCUGUAUUUUUAUAAUUCUGAUUUAUUUUUCCAUUAAACCCCCCGAAAGCGGAAAGAUACAGGAUUUGUAGCACGGAUGUCAAUUUCACAAUGCAUUUUAUUAUAGUUCUUGCUAGGCCGCCAUUACUCUGGCAAGAACAUGCGUGGGUGCCGGCGGGCGGCGUCAAAAACAUCAAAGGAGUGAGCCAUCUAUUCAUUUCCUAAUCUAUGUUAUUACAUUGUCGUCCAGCUUGGUCGCAGUUGUUCACGACAACCAUUUAUUCUAAUAACUUUGAACUGUCUUUGCCAGUGUAGGUAUUGGCAAUAAUAUGAACAAGCUUUCGUUGGCAGGGAUGCAACUACCUGGAAAUAUAUAAGGAGAAUUUCGACGUUUCGAGCGAAGGCCCUUCAUCUGGAGUUACCAGUAACUCCAGACGAAGGGCCUUCGAUCGAAACGUCGAAAUUCUACCAACGAAAGCUUGUUCAAUUUAUUCUAAUACGUUGAGAGGUAAUUUGUAUCUUGAACACAACCACCUGAGUGCUUCUCAGAUGUGUUUGUUUGUUUGUUUGUUUGUUUUGUUUUGUUUGUUUGUUUGUUUGUUUGUUUGUUUGUUUGUUUGUUUGUUUGUUUGUUUGUUUGUUUGUUUGUUUGUUUGUUUGUUUGUUUGUUUGUUUGUUUGUUUGUUUGUUUGUUUGUUUGUUUGUUUGUUUGUUUGUUUGUUUGUUUGUUUGUUUGUUUGUUUGUUUGUUUGUUUGUUUGUUUGUUUGUUUGUUUGUUUGUUUGUUUGUUUGUUUGUUUGUUUGUUUGUUUGUUUGUCUGAUGUUUGAUGUUUGAUGUUUGAUGUUUGAUGUUUGAUGUUUGAUGUUAGAUGAUGUUUGUUUUGCAGGAAACUGAGGAAGAAGAUGCAGAUGAAAGUUUGAAAGAGGUUGGGAUAUACAAUCAAAUAUCCAUGGCAUUAAAUAUACGUACCGGGGGCACUUUCUCUGCUUCCCCAGCUCAAAAAAAACCCGAAACAACGAAGGCUCUUAAAAUUUCUUCAUACAAUUGUGAUUGCUUAACUGAGAUUAUAAAUCCUAGCUGCGUUAGUAACGGAUACUAUGCAUUAAAGUGUAAUAUAUUGUAAAACAUAGCUUCUCCCGUUUUACAAUUAUGACGUCAUACGGGCCCCCCUGGGAACGUUUUGCCCCGUGCCCCACGCAACCUUUCGGCGGCCUGCACCUCUGUAAGAGAGGACAUGUUUUGACUAUCGUCAUUAUGGUUUUAAAUCUAAAACCUCGCUCUCACGUUUAUAAAACAGUAUGGGCAGAACUUAUAAAAUAAACGUGUAUAAAAGUAAUGGUAGUUACAUGUGAAUAUAUUAUUUUCAUCACAUGACGAAAUCCUGUUAUGUGUUUUUAAAGAGUCAUUGUCAACCACAAUGCAUUUGUUUACAUCUUACCUUCGGAAGUGACAAAUGGCAACAAAUGACGAUUAUAAACAUUUCUUUGGUGCAAUUUUAGUAUAAAAAAGUUAAAAUGAGCAAGUAUAACCAUAGGAUGGUAGUAAUAUAUUAUGGAUUGAAAACUGAAACAUCUAUUAUUACGCCUUUAAAAUGGCCGCCAAGCAGGUUUGGGCGCACAAUGCAUUGUGGUUGACAAUGACUCUUUAAGUAUAGGUUAUCAUUCCAGAGGACCCACUGACUAGUACUAGUAAUGUUGCAUUGUUCGCAACCGUUCUGGUUAUGUCUUAAAUCGUGUGUAUAUAUGCUCACUUGGAUUAUGCACCAAUAUUAAUCAUUGCCCCAAUGCAACAAUUAUUAAAAUAGUGGGCAAAAGUAUGCGAUAAAGAAUAUUAUGUAUUGUUGAUCAGGGUGUAAAAUCAUCAGAUGUAAAAGUUGAGGCAGACGAUGGUGAAGAAAGAGUAAAGAAAUGUGAAGAUGAUUUGAAAAAGGAAGAUAAAGCUGAACUCAGUGUUCAAAGUAGUUUUGGUUCCGAGUCCGUUCCUGACAGUCCCGCUUCGCAAAUAUCACAAAGGUCAGUGGCAUUAUUACGUCGUACCCUUCCUGACGUCACCGCCGCGCAUGUUGGAUCAACUUCACAUUUCACAAAGCCUUUUGUUUGUUUGUAUUUCGCAAUGUAAAUUUCAUCACCCAACAUGGCAGGAAUCUGUGUGUUAUUUGAAGGAUCUAAAGGAAUCUGUGUGUUCUUUGAAGGAUCUAACUUCCUGGGGCCGGUUGUGCGCAGGUUCUCAAUUAAAACUGGUUCAUGUGGGAGGUAUCAUUAAAAUCAUACCUACCCAAGGGUGGGUUGACUACAAAAUUUUUGUAGUUCGCUAUAACUACAGCUACUUCAAAAAUAUGUAGUCAGCUACAACUACUGCUACUUUUGAACAAAGGUAGUUCGCUACUGACUACAGCUACUGCUUAAAAAAUGUAGCCAACUAUUUCGCUAUUUCGCUACGCUAUAUUUUUUAGUUUUACUGUAUUUGGAGCAUCUACUAACUCAGGCCUAAUGUAACCUAUAACAAAUCGACUUACGAGUAGCAACAGUAAACAUAUAAAGCAACAUUUUUGUAAGCACUAUAUUGUUCGGGAGUGCAAAUUGAGUAUUGAGUAUUGAUUUUAAGCAAACCGUGUCUCAAUAUCAUUCUAUUCUAUCAAGUUGCUAACAAUUUUAAAAAGUAGCGAAUAGCGAUUCCCUAUUUGAAAAGUAGUCAACUACUUGGCUACUUUUAGGCAAAAUGUAGUUCGCUAUAACUACAGCUACUAUUUUAAAAAAGUAGUCAAAAACUACUGGCUAUUUGAAAAUUGUAGUUCGCUACAGUAGCGAACUGCAACUACUUCGCUACUACCCACCCUUGUACCUACCACAACCAGUUUUAAUUCAGAUUUAUAAGUCGUUAAUCCAACCACAUUUUCAUUAUUGUAGCAGUGUCUGGGGCAGCUUAUGUAAGGCUCUUGGACCACACUUCAAAAAUUUCAAAAUAGACCUACACGAAUUAUUACGGGAACUGAUUAUAAUGUUCGUUCUGCUGAGAGCUUGCGCACCUUAGGGGCCGAUUACAUGGAGCAUUUUCAGCCCCAGGGUUGAACUCAGCCCUGUUUACCGGGAUGAAAUUUCAGCCCUGUCUGUAAUACAAAACUCUAUCAAAAUCAAACGCGCGAUUACAUGACAAUAUUUUCAACCCAGGGCUGAGUUCAACCCCGGGGUUGAAAUUUCAACCCUGCUUCAGCUAGCAAACAAUCUAUUUCAUAAUUUUCAUUGAGCAUUUUUUGAUAGUAACUUGUAUUGAUAGUUGGAUUUGUGUUUGCAGUGGAAGUGAUGACUCGGAGUCUCUGCAAGCCCAAAAGAAUUGGAAAAAAUCCAUUAUGCUCGUGUGGAGAGCUGCUGCAAAUCACAAGUUAGUGCAGUUUAUUUCAUUGGAAGAUACGGUUAGCCCACUGGCUCGUAUCGCUGAGUUAAACCUGUGAUAUAUCAUUUCUUGAUACAUUUUUCCACCCUCCCUCCCCCCACCUGUUUCAAUGCUGGCCUCUCGCAACCAGACAUCAGGUUUUUGUCCGCCCAACAUUAGAGACCUUACGAUUUUAGGACGGCAACGCGACGGCGACGGCUAUACCGAUACAAUAGAUCAUUCAAAAGAAUUGAGUAAUUACAAUAUAUGAAUAAUUUAGACAUUGUCCUCGCUCUGUUUACAACGCCAAAUCACAGAUUUUCACGUCUUGAUACAACGGCUGCAUUCCAAGCCGCAACAAGUGCAACUUCAAUCUGGGUUUAGCAGAACUCUUUCCUUCCAACCAUAAAACCCAUGUCUUUAACUUCUAAAACUGUAAUAAAUUCAUACGAUUGAUAAUUUACCACGAACUAUCUUUACUACCAUUUAUUUGAAGGAGUUUGUUUUGGUCGUCGCCGUCGCGUUGCCGUCCUAAAAUCGUAAGGUCUCUAUUGAACUGGGGGAACGGAGGGCACUAUACGCCUUUCAUAUUAUGUGAAAUUACAGCACCUGUCCCAUAGUUUUUGUCAAAGAUUGUAGUACUGAAAGUCAGGAAUAAGGGCAAUGACACUUGUUGCGUGAUUAGACUUACGUUGUUUAUGCAUGGUCGCAGUCAGAGGCGUCUCUGGUGAGCAUUGUUACAACUUGUUGACAAGCCUGCUACAAGUCUGUUGCGAACACAUCUUGUUAACAAACUGUGAGAUGUUUUGACGUGUGUAUCCCGUGCAGGGAUGGAUUUACUGGCCAGAGGGGGUGCAGGGAGUGUGCUAUUUUUCAUGAUAAAGCAAAAAAAUAUUAGAGACAAAAUGAGAUACAGUAAUUUGAGUAAUAACAUGAUGAUAAGCAAACUGUGAACAACAAUUACAAUUUAAAUACAGUAGUCAACCAAGACUUUGCAGUAGUGAAGCAAGUUGAUGGGCGAGCGGCACACAUGACCGACACAACUCGGCACCAGAGCUGGCAGAGCACCCUCCCCUACCAGAUCAUGCUGGAUCCAUCUCUGAUCCCGUGUAUAAGAGACUGUAAUAUAUUGUAAAUAGUGAGCUUAAGCAAGCGACUUUGUUUUUUAACACGGACGUUACCCGAAAAUUAGUGCAUCUAAUUUUGGCGGUAUUUUGCAUCACAGCGCUCGUGUAAGGAAGCAAAAAAAAACACUUUAAAAAUCUUGCAUUUAUGUGGGCGACCGCCAUGUUGGUCCCCUUUCAACAAAAGAAUCUCAUUAGCUUCUUUUGAAUUUGGCACCAACAUGGCCGCCGUGCCAUUGUCUUAUAAUUCUCAAGGGAUUGAUUGCAAGUCAAGAAUUGAAGAUUACCACAAACUGAGGUGCUGUUUACAUGAAUCCGGAUUGACUUUCAAUCCGGAAUGAACUCAUUCCAUUUUAAUACAAACCCUAUUAAAUGUUUACAUGUGUCUGGAAUGAGUUACAACUCGAUCCUAAUCUCAUUCCGAAUCGAGAUUUCAAUCCAGAUCGAAAUUUGGCUUCGAUCCCAUGCAUGUAAACACGAAUCGAAACUCAUUCCGGAAUGAGAAAGCGACCGGAUAAGAUAACAUCAUGGCUACUUUUCUCUUUCUUAAAAUGACUUUUUGCAAAAUCCAGUAGCUUCAUGCACGUCUUUAAGCGUAUUAGCGCGGAAAGAGCCGAAAAGAAAACUACUGCUAUGAUAUUUACAUCAUUCGCCAUCUUGGAAUUGAAAUUUCCCGCGUAAAUUCUAAUCCUCGAACCCAUUUUCCAUGUAAACACGGCAAUGUGGAUUAUAACGGUCGGCAAUCGACUAUUUGCCGAACAAAAACACUAAAUGGCCGGUUAAUCUUAUUCUGCAGGGACAUUUUGACCGAGCAAAUAAAAUAGGCAGUUUUCAUUUAAAUGAAAGGUAUACUAUUUUACUAGUACGGUACUGUUCACAAAGCAUAAACGCGAGAGAAUGAACACAAAAUAUUUUCUUGGCUUUGCUGUGACAAGCAACAAAAUCACAUCAUCGUUGGGACUGCUUGCCAAAAAUUAAGUAAUGUGAUUGAUCAAGCGAGAAGUGAUCAGCACGAGCUAUCAAAUUGAUAGCUUGUCAAUUGAAUGUAAAUUUUGAAAAGCUGGCCGAUCAUUAUUAGCCAAUAGAGAGGUUAAGAUACACCGGUUCCGGAGUACGAGUAUCGCCAUUUUGUUUACCAAUUUUUGCUGAUGUCAGCGUUUUUACCCGUAACUUCUACACGUUUCCCCGCGGUAAACCAAGGCCUACACGUAAACGACAAACGGGUACGGGUGUUGUCUGUUUACUACCUAUGGCCGUUUAAAUAGCAAAAACUUCAACAUCUUACCCAAAUAAAUAAUAAAUUAAUGCACAUAAACAAUCUAUGGCAAACCGUAACAGCGAAAGUUACCAUUCUCUGAUCGGUUUUCUCACGGCGGAGUAUCUUGGAUUUCUUAAGUUACAAAUCGUUCCCCGAUGUACGGGUACGUGUAUAUCACCCGUACCCGUAAACCGGAACCGGGGUAUCUUAACCUCUCUAAUGUCCGAGCAACCACACAGUUGAUCGGACAUUUGUCAGACCCAAGCGAAAUUGUUAUAAUCCACACUGAAACACGGAUUGACUUGACAUUUCGAUCCGGAUUGAAAGUCAAUCCGGAUUCCUGUAAGCAGCACCUGACACAAACGCAGUUCUUAAUCCAGUCCCCAUUUGCAAUCUGUCGUCCGUGUUGAUAGAAACGUCGCUUGCUCAAGCUCGCUAAUAUAAAAUACACGUUGUGUUUUCAUUUUUUUUCCACAAGCUUUCGGCCACUAGACUGGUCGGGUACAGCAUCGAUGAAACUACCAAGCUUGUAUACCAACAUAUAUGACUAUUUUCAUUAGUCUUGUACUUGUCGAGGACCACAGUCUGCACAUUCUAGAUUCUAGUGGCCGAAAUCUCGUCAAAUAAAUAAAUAAUUUUGGUCAACGAAUCGUGGUAUUUUCAGGUACGCAAACGUAUUUCUCCAUCCUGUCACAGACGAUGAAGCUCCUGGAUACCACAAUGUCAUAUACAGGUAAAAACUCAUUCACAGGCUAAAACCCAUAGAGAGGCCUGCGGAGGAGGCUAGUACAGUGAUCAAAAGAAAUGUAAUCGAAUUUCAGCGCGCUAUUGUAUCUGAAUUACUCUGCGUAUGACCGAGAUAUUAGAAAAUAUUAGAAAAGAUCAGGCUUUUAGCUGUUGAAUGAUAUCUUCUUCAUGCCAAAUGGAUAAAAAAUGAGCAAAUACGAAUCCGAUAAAAAAUGUUAGUCAGAAUCGCAUAUUUUCACCGUGGAUUUAUUUCACUUCAGUAAACUACGCAUACACAUAUGGCGUAAGCUAUGACAAGUUCGUGAUUAAUUGUAUAUCUUUUGUUAUGCACUGCUUUAAUUAGGCACAGAGGUGAGAAUAUGCGAUUCUGACUAACAUUUUUUUAUCAGACUCGUACUUGUUUAUUUUUUCUCCGCAUGGCAUGAAAAACAUGACCUUCAAUAACUAAAAGCCUGAUCUUUCCGAAUAUGAAAAACGUUUGUUCAUACGCCGAGUAAUUCACGUACAAUAGCGCGCUGAAGUUUAAUUACUUUUUUUUAUACACACUUUUUUUUACUUAUAGCUAUAAUAAUGUAACAGUCUUUGCUAGUGACGCCGCGACACAUCAUUUGGCGUAAUUUUGCUUGACUUCCACCAUUUUGGCUAGCAAAUGUCGAAAGCUAAAUACAGUAAAAACAUGCACAGCAUCAAUGGACCAUUCCCCAAUUAACCAAAAUUUUGAACUCAACAAGUCUAGACAAAAAUUUCAUCACAGCUUGAAAGAGCAUCACAAAAUUAGUAAUAUUCCAAAGUUUCGUUGCAAAAUGUUGUAAAAUGCGGAUAAUAUAGCCUUGCGAAAUUUGCAAUUUUCAGUCAUUUUGUAUUACAAACGGGAAAUUGUUACCACUUCUGUGCGUAAUACAAAAUGACUGAAAAUUUCAAAUUUCGCAAGGCUAUAUUAUCCGCAUUUUACAACAUUUCGCAACGAAACUUUGGAAUAUUACUAAUUUUGUGAUGCUCUUUCAUGCUAUGAUGGAAUUUUGUCUAGACUUGUUGAGAUCAAAAUUUUGGUUAAUUGGGGAAUGGUCCAUUGACUGUCAAAUUUCCCAAGUGUACUUUAAAAUCAAUAGAGUUCCAAAUGGACGCUUUUAUUCAGGGGCGGAUCUUGCCUCAUUUAAAGGGGGUGCAUUACUACGGGGCAUUCUACGGAAAUUUUUUGAAAUUUUAAGCCCUGAAUGCCAUUUCUUACAUUCUGAGCACUACAUUUAUUCGUUAAAUUUGUCUUUACGGUACUUGUAUUUCAGGCAAAAAUUAAGAAAAUAAGUGCUACGUUAUAUGGUAACCAGUCGUAUUAGUGCUUGAGUACUCGAAAAUCAAUCGUUUCAAUAUAAUAAGUAUAGCAUUCACAACUCAAAAAGUGGGGAAUCAAAACUUAAUAUGGAAUACCUGAGUUUUCUUCAAGGGGGUACUGGGCACCAUUAAGGGUAUAGAGGGGUGCGACCCCCCUACAACCCGCCGUAGGUCCGCCUCUGCUUUUAUUUAACUGGCUUAACACGAAUUCAGAAAUGCCCACCAUUGUCUUUUCCCACCUCUGGCAAGGUCAGCAGAGAGUAACGUUGUUCUUUCUUUUAAUCGUUAGACCAAUGGAUUUAUCAACGAUCAAGAAAAACAUUGAAAGCGGGGUAUGUACACUGUAUAAUGACCAGCUCUCUAUCGAAAAUAUGAUACUAUACAGAGGUUAAGAUAACCCGGUUUUUGCGGGUACGAGUAUCGCCAUUCUGUUUACCAAUUUUUGCUGAUGUUAGCUGACGUUUCCCCGCGGUAUCUAUGCAUGGUCUACACAGGGUGUCCACGGGCCUUGAAAAUCCUGGAAAGUCCUUGGCAUGAAUUGGAAAAUAAAUUCCAAGACUGGAAAGUCCUUGAAAAUCAAUAGAAGUCCUUGAAAAUCCUGGAAUUAAUUUCCUUAACCUCCAACUGUGCCAACAUUAGUGAUUUUGAUUAAGAUUACUGAUUUUUCCUAGAUUUUUCCCAGUUCUAGGUCCUUGAAUUUACUGAAAAAGGGCUUUGAAAGUCCUGGAAAAGUCCUUGAAUUUCACCUUACCAAAGGGUGGACACUCUGUCUACACGUAAAAGACAAACGGGCAUGGGUGUUUUCUGUUUACUAUUUGUGGGGGCGUUUAAGUAGUAAAAUACUUCAACAUCUUACCUAAAUAAACCAAUGCACAUAUGCUCGUUAAUUUUUCCCAAAUCUAUGGUGAACCUCAACAACGGUAAGUUGCCAUUCUCCGAUCGUUUCUUACCCCGGAAUAUCUUGGAUUUCUUAAGUUGCAAGUCGUACCCGGUUUACAGGUACAUGUGUAUCACCCGUAAACCGGGGUAUCUUAACCUCUCCUCUCUAUUGUACUUUUGUAGGAGAGGAUUUAACCUGUUUCCGCUUCUACUCUUUUACCAUGUAUUUUAAUAUCUUAGGCCUGUUUUAUAUACGUCGAAUUGUGGUCGCGUCGAAUGCAAUUAAGACAAUAGAUAAUGAGAUGAUAAACCUCAUUAAACUUCAUUAUCUAGUGUUUGAAUUGCAUUCGACGCGACCGAAAUUCGACGUAUAAAACAGGCCUAAUAUCGCUUUAAUUAUGUGCAACAAAUUCUGUUAAGGUGAUUCGUUCAACAGGCGGUUUUCAACGAGAUAUGAUGUUAAUGUUUCAGAACGCUUUAAUGUACAACAGUGCAGAUCACGACGUGUAAGUGUUCUUAAUUUGAGGUAUUUAAUUCUCAUUAGAACUUGGGUAAAUUAUAUAUCAGACGAUGGUACUUCGGAUGACUCCAUACCGGACAAGCUGAAAAAUUGCAGGACCGCGCCAGAAAUCCAAACUGCGACCUUAGUUUCCUAGGCCAGUGUUCUACCAAAUGAGCUACGAGGUCAAGUCGGUUAGGUUAGAUAGUUUUCAAACAAUGUUCGUAGAUAAUUUUUUUUAUUUGUCUUGAGUGCAUGCUCUAUACUUUGACCUGCAAUCAGGCCCUCAAAAACUUGAAUGAGGCUGAUCACAGCUUAUAUUGACUGCAUGUGUACUUCCAUUAUCGAACCAUGGAUAAAACACCUUUUUAACUAUUCAUAAAAUGACCAUGCUCACAAAUUAAAACAGUUGCGUGGGGUGAACCAUGCAGGGGAAAUCGUAUGAUGAAAAUCAAUGCCCAGCAAAAUGCACUUACAAGAGCCAUCAAAAUAAUUUUUUAAAAGUUUUACUAAGGAUCUAACGUUUCGUCGUUUCUUCAAUUUGAUUUUCUUAUUUUAUAUCUUGAUUCAUUGAUUCUAAAUUUGUCUUGAGUCAACGACGAAACGUUACUUAGAUCCUUAAUGUACUGUUUAAUAAACGAGCGCGCAGCGCGAGUGGCUUUAGACCUAAUAAAACACGACCUGCGAGUUUAUUAAACGGCUUCAAACACGACUACAAAUUCAAUAGAUAUACUGCCUUAUUAGUAUUCCUUAUAUAAAGAAUACUAAUGAAGAUACGACUACAAUAGAUACUGUCUUAUUAGUUUAUAUAAAGAAUACUAAUUAGGAGUGUUUUAUCAGGUUUAAAGCCACUGCACGUGACAUAUUAUGGUUGACAUGAUUUGCCAAUAAGCUUAUGAAUCUUAUGAAUUAUUAAUGAGUGUUUGAAAUAUUUUUUACGUACAUUAUGCUGGGCAUUGAUUUUCGAUAAGCUUGCAUGCUUAAAGAAAAACUGCAUUUUUAUUUUUUUGUUUGUCAAACCACAACAACGUUAAUGGAGUUUUUGUAGAUGAAAAGUUCGAGCGAAAACUUAAUAUGUACAAUGCAAUCAACCAGCUGAUCAAUCAGGGGCGUAGGCCUUGCCCCCCAAGUUUUCAGAAGACACAAAAAGUGCCCUCCGGUGCCAAAGUGCCCUUUUGUCGUCGUGAAAAAUGUUAUUCAGAAAAUAACCUGCAAUUUUUGAGAAAAGUGCCCUUUCGAUAAAUAAAUGUCCAUGAAACAAAUAAAUUUAACUUUUGGUCGUGAUUGUACGUUGCGAUUCGAAAUUUGGGCAAAUGUAUUAUAUUAAGCAUGAAAUCUGAAUAUGAUGACCCCCCCCCCUCACCAACAUUUCCGGGAAAAUUUUUUAGGAGGUGCCCUUUCUAUUAUCCAAAAGUGCCUCCCCCCAACCUUCUGAUGCUUCCUACGCCCCUGUGAUCAAUGGUAAAUGCAGUAGAAAAUAGGAAUAAGAAGCCAUUUUUUAUUUUAUAAAUUUUGCAAUUUGAAAAGCCCUUACUGUAUAUUCACAUUAUUUUGCGGAAGGUUUGAAAUUUUACCCAGAAGGUUGAACACUUUUUGCAACCAGUAGCUAGCGGACACUUCACGAAAUAUUGGGGGGCGAAAAUUUCAACAUGUAUGUGAAUCUUUCAGAACAUGGGUCACUUGAUGAAAUGAAUUGUGCCAUUUCACUGACAUUAGAUACUUUUUCUAAGAUAGUAAAUUAAGCAUGUCGAUUAGCGUUUAUGACAAUUGCGUUACAUGGGUGUGAUUGCAUGCCUUGCCACUUGCUCCUAAACAAUGCUUGUGAAUUGUGACAUUUGAUACCAGACUGUUAUACCCCCCCCCCCUGGUGGUUGCCACUGGUUACAACUCUGCUAGAUCCUCAAGAUCUUGAAUAUUUACGUUGACACAAUGCGAUUUGUCGCCGGGCCAAUUUCAGAUCUAAUUUUAUAAUAUUUAAAGGUGAUCUACAGUCCGUAUGUAAACAAAGCCUUUGUUUACAUUUUUUGUGUCCAAAAUAUUGAGCUUUAUUCGACAACUAUUUAUAUUUUCAAGCUUCUGAGUAUAAUAAAUGAUCAAGAAACAACAAUCAGGCUUUUCAAGAACUCAAAACAUAGUUAAACUGUUUCCAUCAUAAAAAGUGGGCUCAUUUGUGAACAUGCGCAGAUCGGACUGUAGAUCACCUUUAAAGAGUUGGUAAAAGUGCACUAGCUGAUAUUCGUCAAUAACACCAGCAAAAUCUGCCGGAUAAAUCGCAGAAGGUAAACGAACUGAAAGGGAACAUUGCUACAGGAGAAUUGAAUUGAUUGUCUGAGACGAUUUGAACACUUAAAGUGGCAAUGCACCCUACUUUGUUAUUUUACUCGUCAAGGGGAGUGUGCUGCCACUCAGUGGGUUAAUGUUUCUUAUCUUGCACUAGAUACCGUAUGGCUGAAGAGAUGAGGGAAGAUGUCAUGGAACAAAUUCAGGUAAUUUUACUCAAGUUUUUAAAAAUAUAGGCUGUGUAUUAUGUAUUGAAAAUUCAACAUGGAAAUGUUUACCAAAAAUAUGAUCAAACAACCCCUUUAACCGUUCUUCAAGCAUACAUUCUCACUGUUUCAUGUUAUUGACAGUAUAUAUUGUCUCAUUUGCAGUCUUAUAUUGCCACGCAACUGAUGGUUCACUCAGACAGAGAAUCUAAAAUGUUAAGAGGUCACAAAACGGACGGUAAGUUUUUAUUUUUAAGCUUCGAUUUUAGUUGGCCGGUUCAAAAGCUAUGUGGAACCAUAGACAAUCCAGAAGCAAUGUCUUCUGGAUUGUCUAUGGUGGAACUUAAAGCCCAUUUUCCGCUAGGCGAAUUUGUUUGCGUGAAGUAAACUUUUUUUUUUGGGGGGGGGGAUUUUUCUAGAUUGGGUGGGUAAACUUUCUGAAGUGCAAAUUUUUUUUUUUGGGGGGGGGGGAUGCACACCCCCAGACAAUUCGUCCAUGCUCUGUCCCUUUCCAAAGCUUCACUCAGUAAUGUUUUCUUUUCAUUAUAGUGUUUCAUUUUUCCCUCUAAAUUAUCAUCCAAUAGAAGACAACUAGUGAGAAACCAGUAAUUAUUUAACUGCAUGGCUACAUGCAACAGAAUGGCCAAGACAGAAGUGGAUAUAUAUAAAUAUACAGCUUUUAGAAAGAAAGUGCUGAAUAAAGAGAAUAAGAUCAUGCAAGACAACUCCAGUUAGGCCUGGUUCACAUAUGCCUGCGGUAUCAUUGUUUACAACUGUUGAUGCAUAUAUUCUUUUGUGAAUUAUUUGGCUGAACUCAUGAACUGCUAACAACAAUAGCCUGCCGACAUACUGCAGGUAUAUGUGAACCAGGCUUAACACACAUCUGUCAGACAAAUCCAGAUUAACUACAAAAUCAAAUGGCAAUAUUUUGUAUGUGGUUUGAACUUUACAUUUGUUAUCACCAAUGACAACUCUGGUUACAAAUGUGACAACAUUUCCUUUUCAAUACCUUUUGGAAGAACUUUUUUUUACAAUUUCCACAAAUUACAGGUUGACCCAAUGACUUUCAGGAUCAGAAUCUGUAAAUAAUACUUAAUUAAAAUACUGAACAAUAUUUACAAAAUAGAUGAUGCAGUUUUUGAUGCACUUUGUUCAUCAUUGUUUUUAUCAAGGUUAACUUUCCCCGGAUCAUUCUUCGAUCACAAUAAAAGUUUAAUUAAAGUGUGCCAAACUAUAAACACAACUUCUCUCGUAAUAAACAUCCAUAUAAAUCGGUGGAGAAAUCUUCAUUUUGUGAUGACGAUGCUGAACUUCUCAUGUCUGAGAUCACAUCCUCCUGGACAUUACUGGAAUAAAAAUAUUGCUUUUAGAACCUUCACAUAUUGAAGAAAAUGUGAGG
This is a messenger RNA of Paramuricea clavata, 35980 nucleotides long. Lineage: Eukaryota; Metazoa; Cnidaria; Anthozoa; Malacalcyonacea; Plexauridae. The record is from the annotation of a GenBank genome assembly.